This is a messenger RNA of Psylliodes chrysocephalus, 2932 nucleotides long. Lineage: Eukaryota; Metazoa; Arthropoda; Insecta; Coleoptera; Chrysomelidae. The record is from the annotation of a GenBank genome assembly.
GUCAGUAAUCCAGUAAUGUCAAAGUUGAUUUGAUGUUGAUGUAUUUUCAUUUUAAUAAUAAUAAUUUAGCUGUGAUUUUUAAUUCGCUUUUGUGGCUGUGAGUUUUUUUACAUUUAAUGUAAACCGAAGUGCUAAUUCGUCAUAAAAUGGCUUCAGACAGUGUAUUUGGCUAUGUUCCGCAAGUUGGGACUGAUGGAUAUACUGAAGAACCAACAAGUAAACUACGUCUUAGAGUUGUCUGUGCUAAAAACCUUAUGAAAAAAGACAUUUUUGGAGCAAGCGAUCCGUAUGUAAGAAUUGAUUUAAACAGCAUCAGUGGAGAUGAAACUAUUGAUUCUGUUCUUACAAAAACAAGAAAAAGGACUCUUAGUCCUGAAUGGAAUGAAGAAUUUAUAUUUAGGGUUAAACCGGCAGAACACAAAUUAAUUUUACAAGUAUUUGAUGAAAAUCGGCUAACUAGAGACGACUUUCUCGGAUUGGUGGAACUUCCGUUGCUUAAUUUGCCCAAAGAACAAGCUGACAGAUCUAUACAAACGGUCAAGUAUUUGCUACAACCAAGAAGUGCACGUUCAAGGGUUAGAGGUCAUCUGGAAUUAUAUCACGCCUUCUUAUUCGAUACCACUCUGCCUCCGAUUGCCGCUCCCGAAGAACCGCACGACGAACGCGAUUGGGAAAUCGUCGGUGCUGGAAGGGAAGAAGUCGCUGCUCAGCCCUUGUUUGUAACGCCGUCUACUCAAACGCAGAGUUCGUUGCCGCCUGGAUGGGAAGAAAGACAAGAUGCUAAUGGAAGAACUUACUACGUCAAUCACAUAGCCAGAACGACACAGUGGGAAAGGCCUACUUUAAGUUCUCCAGAUAUCCAGACUGGUGAACGGGAAGAACAAAGGGAAGUUUUCGAAAGACGUUUUCACAUAAGUGCCGAUGAAGAAUCCAACGAUAGGGGCGACACUAGUCAGGCCGUUAAUGCUGACGUCGCAUCCGCCAUUGUACCUGAAAUAAUAAUAGAACGACAACGCGACGACGAGAAUGACAAUCUUAUAGAGGAUAACCGGGAAAAUGCCAUAUCUUUGACCGAAAACAGAAAUAGCGUUACGUCCGAUCUGUGCGAUACAGAUUAUAAUGCGUCGGUCGAAAGUAACGACAGCAGUAGGAGGAGUUCUAUUGAUAUGCCGCAAUACCAACUAACGUUCGAAAGUGGUGGUGGUGGACGUAACGAGGAUGACGUUGAUAAUAAUGAGAGCGACGAUCAGGGCGACAGUUUUUCAAACAAUUCAUCCAGAAGGGACUCAACAGUCUCGACAUCUACCAGCAAUAGUAAUUCUCAAAAUAACUUGGACGUUCUAUCGGAAGGUUUACCGCCCGGUUGGAGCAUUCAACGCGCACCGAACGGUCGUCUGUUCUUCAUCGAUCAUAACGAACGAGCGACGUCUUGGGUGGAUCCCCGGACGGGUCGAGCGAGUCCGAUGCCCAACCAACCCGCGAUUCCGGUCGUUAAUAAACGUCCGGAUGAUGAUUUGGGACCGUUACCGGAAGGUUGGGAGGAGAGAGUUCAUGCCGAUGGGAGAAUAUUCUUUAUUGAUCACAAUACGAGGACUACGCAAUGGGAAGAUCCCAGGUUGUCUAAUCCGCAAAUAGCAGGUCCGGCUAUUCCGUAUUCUAGAGAUUAUAAAAGGAAAUACGAAUAUAUGAAAACGCAACUUAAAAAACCGACCAACGUUCCCAACAAAUUUGAAAUAAAAGUCAGAAGACGAAGCAUAUUAGAAGAUUCGUAUAGAGUCAUCACGUCCGUUUCGAAGAUAGAUUUACUUAAAACGAAGCUGUGGAUCGAAUUCGAGGGCGAAGUCGGUUUGGAUUACGGAGGCUUGGCGAGAGAAUGGUUCUACUUAUUGUCGAAAGAGAUGUUCAAUCCUUAUUAUGGGCUAUUUGAAUAUUCAGCUAUGGAUAAUUACACAUUACAAAUAAAUCCUUUCUCAGGACUAUGCAACGAGGAUCACCUUAGUUAUUUCAAAUUUAUAGGACGCGUAGCGGGAAUGGCCGUUUACCACGGAAAAUUAUUAGAUGCAUUCUUCAUUAGACCUUUUUAUAAAAUGAUGUUGUCGAAAACGAUCGAUUUGAAAGAUAUGGAAUCGGUGGAUUCCGAAUAUUACAAAUCGCUUUUGUGGAUAAAGGAAAACGAUCCGUCCGAUUUGGAUUUGACGUUUUCCGUCGACGAGGAAUCGUUCGGACACACUUCCGUGCACGAACUCAUCGAUGGCGGAGCCGACGUUCCUUUAGACAAUUCUAAUAAGGAUGAAUACAUCAAAUGUAUAAUCCAAUGGAGGUUCAUCGGAAGGGUGCAAGAACAAAUGAACGCGUUUCUAGAAGGUUUUAGUGAAUUAAUACCGUUGAAUCUUAUGAAAAUAUUCGACGAACACGAAUUGGAACUAUUGAUGUGCGGUAUCCAACAUAUCGACGUGAAAGAUUGGAAAGUGAAUACUUUAUACAAAGGGGAUUACCAUUCGAAUCAUAUUGUGAUCCAGUGGUUUUGGAGGGUUGUUCUGUCAUUUAGUAACGAAAUGAGAGCUAGAUUGUUGCAAUUCGUUACCGGAACCUCUAGAGUGCCUAUGAAUGGUUUCAAAGAAUUAUACGGCAGCAACGGACCCCAAUUGUUUACAAUAGAAAAAUGGGGCACUACGGAAAAUUUCCCACGGGCACAUACUUGUUUCAAUCGAUUGGAUUUGCCGCCUUACGAGAGCUACACCCACUUGAAGGAUAAACUGGUGAAAGCAAUCGAAGGGUCUCAAGGUUUCGCUGGAGUCGAUUAGUUAGUACUUUAUAUAAUUGAAACGUUGCAUUUUUACCUUAAAAAAAAAUCUGUCCAAUACUGAUAACUUAAGUUUUAUUUAUAGUCUAUUGAAUUAUACAUAUAUACAUAUUAUAUAUUUUAUAGCUA